Messenger RNA from Aspergillus nomiae NRRL 13137, 1368 nucleotides. RefSeq lists its product as uncharacterized. Gene Ontology annotation, cellular component: uniplex complex; mitochondrial inner membrane. The record is from RefSeq and is a predicted model, not a curated record. Gene Ontology annotation, biological process: mitochondrial calcium ion homeostasis; calcium import into the mitochondrion. Gene Ontology annotation, molecular function: calcium channel activity; uniporter activity. Bases 1 to 1368 code for a protein of 455 amino acids. The transcript is spliced from 4 exons. NCBI's taxonomy places the organism in Eukaryota, Fungi, Ascomycota, Eurotiomycetes, Eurotiales, Aspergillaceae.
AUGAGGGCGGCUGUGCGUCGGGUGUCCGCCUUUGGGGCGAUGGCUAGACGGCCCAUUGGCGUGCCAGGGACGAGGUUGUAUGUCAACUCGCCGGUGGCGGGCCAGUCGCGCGUUGCCUGUGGUGUUUUGGCUGGGAGACAGGGUCAAGGCGCUUUGAGGUGUGGGCUACCUGUGUCUAUGCAGGUACGGCGAUUCGCGCAUUUUGAUGCCAUCCAGGAGGACAAACAGGAGACGAGGGACGAGCUGGAGAGGCUUGAGAUCAGAGAGAAGGACCGGCAGCGGAGUGCUGAGAGCGAAGAUGGGGAGCAGGGGUCGAAGCUUGCGAAUGCAAUGUCGAAGGGGAAAUUGUUGACGACGCCGUCGAGACUCUUCAAGGUUCUUAUUCCGUUACCUACCGCUAGUCAUAAUAGUAAACACGAUGAUAUUGAGCCGAUAGCUAUCCUGAUACAUCCACAGCAGCCGUUAUCUUACCUCGAACGUCUCAUUCAGGAUGAGAUCCCCCCGGUUUCGAUCGAUGGUGCGAAGCCAAGGCCGCCUGCUGUCUCUUUUAUUGCACUUCAGAUGGAUGACAACCCUGUCAUACCUAAGAAAUCAAUGUAUGAGACGACCGACACUGAGGUGCACCGAUUGGGGGAAAUUGGGGCCGGACAUGAAGCUAGGCAGCGGAGACGUCGACCGGACGAGGAGGAUGACACAUACAGCUAUCUUCGACGUGGCGAACCCGGCAAGAGCAACAGGGAAGAACGCUUUGUCCGCUGGUCCCAGUCCACCGAGGUCGGCGACUUUGUCCGCGACGCCUCUCGGGCUCGGGAGUUCAUCGUCAGUAUCGAGGGGGGUCCGGCUGGUCUGCGCCAGAUCCAUGUGACUGUGCCUUCGUUCGAUCAGCGAACACACUUCCUGAGAAUGCGGCUGCGGAAGAUCUCCGGAAGGAUUCAGAGCAUCGCGGAGAUCAAGCACGAGUGCGAUGCCCUGGCACACCGAGGAGCGCAGCGCGUGGCCACGGAUCUGGGCUGGGAUACCAUGGAACCGGUCACGUAUCUGGCCAGUUUGUCAACUCUGAUGGGGGGCUACUUAUGGUUCCUCUACCACAACCGCGAAAUCUCCUAUAAGUCAGCGCUUGACUUUACGAUUAACGCGCGACAGAAGAAGCUGUAUGAGAGGGAGGGCGUAGACCUCCAUGAGUGGGAGUCACUGAUCGACGAAGGGAAUUUAUUGCGAAAAGAAAUCAAAACUAUUGCAGCAGAGUACGACGUUGUGUGGGAUGAGAAGAAAGACGAGCGAGAUGAACGCGUGACGGAAGCUUUAAGAAAGGAGCGAAUGCAAAAGAACGGAUCGAAUCGAACGAAAGAAAGCGAAGACGAUGAUUAA